AUGCGUCCCACGUCUCUUGAUGGGAGUGGAGAGGUGGAAUGGGGCGAUGUAAGAAGGUGUGGAGGUCAUGAUAUUACCAGCUCCUUGGAGCCAGUGAACAUUGACACCAGUAUUCUGGAGGACUACAUCAGUAAGGAGGACGACAGCACUGACAUCUGUUUCUCUGAGGUCCACAGCGGUGCCCCAGGGGCUAACUCCUACUCGUUAACCCAGGCCGGAGUCUCCUCCGCUGGGAGUCUAUUGUGUGGCGUGAGCUCCCCUAUCUCCCUACGUCAGGGAAACCCCCACCCCCAGCAGACACCCUAUCCCCCACCCCCUCCUCUGGGCCUGCUGAGACACAACAACUACCCUUGUUGCCUGGGGCAACAGCACCACCACCAGAACCAGCAGCAGCAGCAGCAGAACCACAUCAAGCCUGAACACAGAGGAAACUACGCACCCGGGACGCUCCCAGAGUCCCCCCCAGACUCCAGUUCUGAGCCAUACUCCCCUCAGCAGGUCAAUGAUCAGUGGGAGGACUACGAUGUGUCAGAUCAGUGGGACUACGAUGUGUCAGAUCACUUGGAGGGGACUACGAUGUGUCAGAUCAGUGGAGGACUACGAUGUGGCUCAGAUCAGUGGGACUACGAUGUGUCAGAUCAGUGCGAGGACUACGAUGUGUCAGCAAAUCAGUGGGACUACGAUGUGUCAGAUCAGUGGAGGACUACGAUGUGGUCAGAUCAGUGGACUACGAUGUGUCAGAUCACAGUGGAGGACUACGAUGUGUCAGAUCAGUAG
This is a messenger RNA of Salvelinus sp. IW2-2015, 777 nucleotides long. Its product is annotated as myelin regulatory factor-like. The record is from RefSeq and is a predicted model, not a curated record. The transcript has 5 exons. Bases 1 to 777 code for a protein of 258 amino acids. NCBI's taxonomy places the organism in Eukaryota, Metazoa, Chordata, Actinopteri, Salmoniformes, Salmonidae.